This is a messenger RNA of Bolinopsis microptera, 2165 nucleotides long. Its product is annotated as PRKCA-binding protein-like. NCBI's taxonomy places the organism in Eukaryota, Metazoa, Ctenophora, Tentaculata, Lobata, Bolinopsidae. Gene Ontology annotation, cellular component: trans-Golgi network membrane. The transcript has 10 exons. Bases 22 to 1104 code for a protein of 360 amino acids. Gene Ontology annotation, biological process: receptor clustering; intracellular protein transport; regulation of Arp2/3 complex-mediated actin nucleation. Gene Ontology annotation, molecular function: protein domain specific binding; phospholipid binding; protein kinase C binding. The record is from RefSeq and is a predicted model, not a curated record.
CAUUAUCUAGGCAGCAGUGAAAUGUACCCAAUGGUACCAGGCAGUACUGUUACACUGGAGAGAGGAAAAGACGGAAUGGUGGGGCUCACUAUCGGGGGCGGGGCACCUUACUGUCCUUCUCUUUAUGUAGUCCAGGUAUUCGAGAACACCCCCGCCUGGAAAGAGGGAACAUUAAAAGCUGGAGAUGAGCUGAUGGCUGUUAACACGAGAAGUCUCAAGGGGAUGACGAAAGUGCAGGCUGCCAAGUUUAUCCAGCGUAUUGACGGUGACGUAACAUUUACGUACGCUAAAUUAACAGUGGAUACAAACCACUUCAAGGAGGCAAAGGGUCUUGAUAUGGUAAUGAAGAAAGUAAAACACAAGUGUAUUGAAAGAAUGUCUAGUGGUACGGCUGAUAAACUGGGCCUAACACGGGCUGUGCUGUGCAACGAUGACCUCGCUAAGAAAUUAGAAGAAUUCGAGAGAAAUGCUAAGUUUUACAAGGAGAUGAUUGUCAGGUCCCAUUAUCUUCUCCUGGAUUUCAAUGCAGUGUGUGGAGUUUACAAAGGAAUGGGUGACCUGUUCUCACAGAUUGCAGUACGUGAGAAGUGUGCUGCUAACGAAGCGUUUACUAUUUUCGCAGACACACACAGAAACUACCACAAGGCUGGCUCUGAGUUCCAGAAGAAAGCUGCACCUAUAAUGAACAAGUUAGGAACUUAUCUUCACAAAGCAGUACCUGACAUGAGACUGACUAUUAAGAAGUACGCAAACGCAAAGUUUGAGUAUCUUGCUUACUGUCUCAAGAUAAAGGAGAUGGAUGAUGAGGAGUACACUUUCAACUCAUUAGACGACCCGCUACCCCGUGUAGAGGAAGGUAACUACGAGUACAGAGUUGUACUCCGGUGUCGCGCGCAAGCUCGCGCGUACUUCCUCCAACUCCGCAGCGACGUCAGAGUCAAACUUCAGCUCCUUAACUCAAAGCACGUACAAGACCUGACAGUGCAGCUAGAACAGUGGACUAAAGUACAACUAGCUUAUUACGAGGAGGCUGCUGCUAUCUCCGACAAGGCUAACGUCUUCCCAAUAGACAUAGACCUGAGCACUGUAGUGGACGCUCAAUAAACAUCCUGACUAUAGCCAACUGUUUGUUAGACUUAUUGUAAGAAGUACGGGGUCAUGUUUAUAAGAUACGAAUUAAAAUAUAGGUCAUGUUUAUAGAAAUGAUUCUGUUUACAGAAGACGACUCACGAGAAAUUUCUUGUACUGUGAGAGGUGAGCGUUAUUUGUAACGUGACGUCACACCACGUGAUAUGACGUCACACCACGUGACAUGUCGUCACACCACGUGACAUGACGUCACACCACGUGAUAUGACGUCACACCACGUGCUAUGACGUCACACCACAUGUAGUUUAAGUAGAAUAAUUAGCGACGUUUGUUGAUAUCUUAGGCAUGGUUUGUUUAUAAUUUAGAUUUAGUUGUUGAUUUAUUAAAGUGAUAUUGCAUGCCUUGGCGCAUGGGAAUUUAAUCUUGAAUUUAAUCUAGAUUCUAGACAGUAGAUUAGUUAUAUUAUUGCAUUGUUAUUUAAUUUUUAAUUUUCUCUUAAGAAAUUUAUCGAUAAGUUGUGAUUCUAUACCCAUUUCUGAGUUAAAUUAAUUAAAUCUUAAAUUAUCUCUGACAAUUUGAAUUUUGAAUUUUACUUUGUUUUGAGGGCCGGUCCCAUUUUAAUCAAUAUGAUUACUAAAUGAGUUUGGAUCUUGACAGUGAAUUUAUUUUAAAUCCUUAAUUUAUCUUUAAUUUAUUGGUUUGAAUGCUCGAUUAGCGUAAUAAUGUGAUUAAUUGCUAUUUAUCUAUCUAUUUAACGUAAUAAAAAUUUGCAUUUUAAAGUUGAAAGUUCCUUUGCUGGCUAAAGAGAAAACUUGUAAAGAUAUAUUGAUAUUACCUGCUAAUUCUUUUUGCGUAGCUAUUUAAUUAACUUCUGACUGAUUAAGUCAUACGAGAACUGUGAAUGUACCAGUAGAUAACACCAUGGUAAACAUAUAGUAACGUGAUGCCCAUAUAAGGUCAACACACGAGUUUGAGUUGCAGAAUAAUAUUCAGUACUAUUAUCAUUAUAUAUAGUGGAUUUCACUGUUUAAUUUGUUGUUUACACUCUAUCUGUUUGAAAUGAACUGCAGUGUUUU